This is a messenger RNA of Dermatophagoides pteronyssinus (European house dust mite), 1607 nucleotides long. RefSeq names its product protein amalgam-like. The record is from RefSeq and is a predicted model, not a curated record. Gene Ontology annotation, cellular component: neuron projection. NCBI's taxonomy places the organism in Eukaryota, Metazoa, Arthropoda, Arachnida, Sarcoptiformes, Pyroglyphidae.
AUAAUCUACAUUAUGGGUCUUUUACCAAUCAUGAUUAUCAAACGAUUAAUCAUUAUUUUAUUUAAAACAAUAAUAACAAUAAUAAUGUUAAUCUAUCAAUUAGAAUUUUGUCAUUCGAAUAGCCUGAAUUCAACGAUUAGUAAUCAACAGCAUAAACAUCAUCAUCAUCAUAACCAUCAUCAACAACAACAACAACAAAAUCAAGAUAUAAUACCAUAUUUUACAAAACCAAUUGAAAAUUCAACAACAGUAUUAGGUCGUAAUGCAUUAUUGGAAUGUUCGGUUGAAAAUUUAGGUCCAUAUAAAGUUGCAUGGCUAAAAAUGGAUUCAUCCAAUUCUGAACCAACUGUAUUAACAAUUGGUUUGGAUACAUUGUUUGGUGAAAGAAAAUAUCGUGUUACACAGAAUAGUGAUCGUCAAUGGUUCCUACAUAUAAAACAUGUACGUAUUUCUGAUCGUGGUAAUUAUAUGUGUCAGGUGAAUGCCAAAAAUAUGAUAUCACAGGUUGGACAUUUAGAUGUACAAGUGCCACCAAUAUUGAAUGAAGAACGUACAAGUUCCGAUACAACCGUUGAUGAACAUCAAAAAGCUGUUUUAAAAUGUUCAGCAAAAGGUUAUCCAAAACCAAAAAUAAGUUGGCGCCGUGAAGAUGGCCAACCAAUUAAUCUUGGAUUAUUUGGUGGUCAAAAAUAUUCAGUUCAAACAUUCGAAGGUAGUCAAUUAAAUCUAACACAAGUAACAAGAGAUGAUAUGGGUGCCUAUUUAUGUAUUGCUUCGAAUGGUGUACAGCCUAGUAUUAGUCGACGUGUUUUACUUCAUGUCAAUUUUCGACCAAAAAUUCGUGUUCAAAAUCAACUAAUUAGUUCCCGUGUGGGAUCUAGAAUACAAUUAGUUUGUAUGUGUGAAGCAUAUCCACGGCCAAUUGCAAUAUGGAUAACACCAACCGAUAUACCAAUUAUUGCUAAUCCAUCGACACAACAAUCAGCAACAACAACAAUAAUAUCUAUUGGUAAUCGAUCUUUAUUAUCAAAUCUAACUGAAACAAUUAAAAAUAUAAAUAAUAAAAAAUAUGAAGCAAAUGAAGAAUAUCAUGGUUUUCGUACGACAAUGAGAUUAAUAAUCAAUUAUUUAACUAUUGAAGAUUUUGGUACAUUUAAAUGUUUAGCUAAAAAUAGUUUAGGUGAAAAAGAAGGCCUUAUUCGUGUUUAUGAAAAAACAGAAAUUCAAUCACCAACACAACACGAACAAAAUCUUCUUAUAAACCGAUAUAAAAAUAGUGCAAAUCAUGGACGUAAACAUUCAUCAAAUCAUACUGAUGAUGCUGAUGACGAUGAUGAUGAUGAUGAUUUUGGAUAUGAUAAUGAAAAUCUAUUGUACGAUAAACCAAAUCAAUCGCUGACUAGUGCCGAUAAUAAUCAUAUUAUUAAUGGGAAAUUGAUAUUCGUAAAUUUUCUAUUAUCAACGAUUUUAUUAUUACGAUAAUCGAUGAGAUAAUCAACUCAAUUCAAAUCAACUCAACUCAAAACAUCUAACGAUUAUUGACCAAAACAAACAGGAGCUUCAAAAAUUUUAACUUUUUUUUUUUGUUGUGAUAAAACACAAAACAC